AUGUUGCACGCUAGAGUUCCAAGCAGUUCGAGAGACCGACAACCCAUCAGGCAAAUAAAAUGCCCCUUUUGCGGAAGUCAUUCCACGGAAAGAAAGGGAUCACGAAAUGAUAAGAUCACAUUACUGUUCCGGACUUUCAUAUUCAGUAGCGAUAUAUCAUUUGCGAUGAUUCACGCAGGACUGACGUAUCAAUAUUAUCAUUCGAGAUAUCUCAGAGUAGAUAAAAGUAGACGAAAUGAAAUUUGUAAAGGAACUAUGGAUUUGUUUAGCAUUGUCGCUUCAGAAGGUGAUCGUUAUCGUAGGACAUACUUUGAAAACGAAAUUAAAACUAUUGAAAAUAAAUGUAAUCUUCUACUUAAUACGAGAACUUAUGAGAAAUUACUUGCGAGCGAAUAUUUAUUUCCGAACAAAAGGGAAGUAGUUUUUGAUAUUGGUGAAGAGUCCAUUCAUAAGUCCACAUGUACUGUCGUUAAUACUGUCGAUUGUUGGUUGACCUUUUGCAUAUUCCAUAUGUCACAAAUUCAAGCUCAUAGGGCAGGCAGAAUUAGGCAAUUAUAUAAGAAUAACUCUGAAAUGAAGUAG
Messenger RNA from Loa loa (African eye worm), 582 nucleotides. RefSeq lists its product as hypothetical. Bases 1 to 582 code for a protein of 193 amino acids. The record is from RefSeq and is a predicted model, not a curated record. NCBI's taxonomy places the organism in Eukaryota, Metazoa, Nematoda, Chromadorea, Rhabditida, Onchocercidae. The transcript has 3 exons.